This is a messenger RNA of Hevea brasiliensis (rubber tree), 1928 nucleotides long. Its product is annotated as squalene monooxygenase SE1. The record is from RefSeq and is a predicted model, not a curated record. The transcript has 8 exons. Lineage: Eukaryota; Viridiplantae; Streptophyta; Magnoliopsida; Malpighiales; Euphorbiaceae. Gene Ontology annotation, molecular function: flavin adenine dinucleotide binding; squalene monooxygenase activity. The coding region runs from base 186 to 1787 and encodes 533 amino acids. Gene Ontology annotation, biological process: sterol biosynthetic process. Gene Ontology annotation, cellular component: endoplasmic reticulum; membrane.
UGAAUGGUUCUCGUGUUCUGUUGGUUAACUAAAACUUUUAACUAAAAAGAGCCAUUGCCAGCGAAGCUUUCGUACUCUAGCUACCAAAAGCAAAACCACCUCUAGCGAGGAAAACCCGUAGGCAGAGAGAGAGAGAUUGAAACGCCUCUCCGUCGUCGUUUCUGCUUCUCUAAUCGGAUUUUCGAAUGAAAAUGGCGGAUCAUUACCUGCUAGGAUGGAUCUUGGCAUCUGUCAUGGGGCUUUUCGCUUUCUACUAUAUUGUUUAUUUGCUAGUGAAGCCGGAGGAGGACAAUAAUAGACGAUCCCUCCCUCAGCCGAGAAGCGACUUCGUCAAGACUAUGACAGCUACGAAUGGAGAAUGCAGAUCCGAUGACGACAGCGACGUUGACGUCAUCAUCGUCGGAGCCGGUGUUGCUGGCGCCGCUCUCGCUCAUACCCUCGGCAAGGAUGGGCGUCGAGUGCGUGUCAUUGAAAGAGACUUGACUGAACCUGACAGAAUUGUUGGUGAAUUGCUACAGCCGGGGGGCUACCUAAAGUUAAUUGAGUUAGGACUUGAAGAUUGUGUGGAGGAAAUUGAUGCACAGCGAGUGUUUGGUUAUGCUCUUUUCAAGGAUGGAAAACAUACACAACUUGCUUAUCCCCUGGAAAAGUUUCACUCAGAAGUAGCAGGGAGGAGCUUUCACAAUGGGCGUUUUAUUCAGAGGAUGCGGGAAAAAGCUGCAUCUCUUCCCAGUGUAAAAUUGGAGCAAGGAACUGUUACUUCUCUACUUGAAGAAAAAGGGACAAUUAAAGGUGUGCUGUACAAAACAAAAACUGGUGAAGAGCUUACAGCUUUUGCACCUUUGACAAUUGUUUGUGAUGGCUGUUUCUCCAAUUUGCGUCGCUCUCUUUGCAACCCUAAGGUAGAUGUGCCCUCUUGUUUUGUUGGUUUGGUCCUGGAGAAUUGUCGACUUCCGUAUGCGAAUAAUGGGCACGUUAUACUAGCAGACCCUUCCCCAAUUUUGUUCUAUCCUAUCAGCAGUACAGAAGUUCGCAGUCUGGUGGAUGUACCUGGUCAGAAGGUCCCUUCUGUUUCAAGUGGUGAAAUGGCAAAUUAUUUGAAGAACGUGGUGGCGCCUCAGGUUCCCCCAGAAAUAUAUGAUUCCUUUGUAGCUGCAGUUGAUAAGGGAAACAUUAGAACAAUGCCAAACAGAAGUAUGCCAGCUUCUCCCUAUCCUACCCCUGGUGCUUUGUUGAUGGGUGAUGCAUUCAACAUGCGCCAUCCUCUAACUGGAGGAGGAAUGACUGUGGCACUAUCUGACAUUGUUGUGCUACGGGAUCUUCUCAAGCCUUUGCGAGACCUACAUGAUGCUCCUACUCUCUGCAGAUAUCUUGAAUCCUUCUACACCUUGCGUAAGCCUGUGGCAUCUACAAUCAAUACAUUGGCAGGUGCCCUCUACAAGGUGUUUUGUGCUUCACCUGAUGAAGCAAGGAAGGAAAUGCGCCAAGCCUGCUUUGAUUAUUUGAGUCUUGGAGGUGUAUUCUCAACAGGACCAGUCUCUUUGCUCUCGGGUUUAAACCCUCGUCCAUUGAGCUUGGUCCUCCACUUCUUUGCUGUAGCAAUUUAUGGUGUUGGGCGUCUGUUAUUGCCAUUUCCUUCACCUCAUCGUAUAUGGGUCGGUGCUAGGUUGAUUUCGGGUGCAUCAGGAAUCAUCUUCCCCAUUAUUAAGGCGGAAGGAGUUAGACAAAUGUUCUUCCCUGCAACUGUUCCAGCAUAUUAUAGAGCACCUCCCAUUAAAUGCAAUUAAUUUGAGAAGGAAAUCGAAGAUAAGGGAGCGGCUUUGUAUUCUCAAAGAACUGUGAAUUAUCAUAAGCGUUAGUCUUUCUUCAGGAUGUCUGUAACUGUUAAUCUCAGCUCCAAAUAUAUAAAAUUUUGUUUGUUCAUUUUA